GACUGGACCGAUCAUCUGAUUGGUGGACGAGCGGCUCGAGCCCCUGAGUCACAGCCAGGAGCUGGUCACUACGCCGCACUGUCGUUACGGAGACAGGGUAGAUGAUUGACAAAUGUCUUCUUCCUGGCAAGUCAAGAAAAUCCUUGGUGCUGUACGUGGAUGAGCCGAGGAGCCAUCCCAGGAUUUGGAUUUGGAGGUGCUGCAUCCUUUACCUGGAUUUCAGUGGCUCCGAGCUGCAACCAGGUUUGGAUUCAACAGCGUGACUCAGAGAUCAGAGAGGUGGUGGCAGGAACACAGGGAGUGGCAUAAUUCCACAAUCAGGCCGACACAUGUGGUUGCGUCUGAAUGGGUCAAAACAAAUCAACGAUCCUCCUCCAAACCAGAGUUCGAUUGGACGCUGCUGCUAGGAAUGAAAAUCAAAUAUACAAACGUUAAAACAACAUAAAAGAGAAAAGGAGUGAAGUGAAGCCAACACGGAAGUGCCAAAAACUACAGUUCUUCAAACGUCCACAUGAGGCUGGCUCCAGAAAGUGAAGAGCAGCAUGGAGAAGGAAGGUACAUCCUGCGUCAGAGAGAGACCAAAUGAUUGUAAACUACGUGAUUUGACCCCUCUGAUGCCCCAAAGCAGCUCAAAGCUUCCCGUUGCUGACUCAGUAUGAAUGACCAUACAUGGCAUUGGGAUUUACUUCAAAACUGAAAGAUCAGUCUGGAUCUGCACCUGGCUCAUGAAGGACAGGACAUAAUUUAGAAAAUCAUGAGAGUCAAACCAAUGGACCUAUCCUGAAAAAUCUUCAUCAACAAGACAAACUUGACCGCAGAGAAUAAAAUCAAGACCCAAUAACCAAAGGAGGAGGAGGAGAAAAGAAGCAGAUACAUCCCAGGUAUUGACCAACUCAUCUCAUGUAUGUUUUCAUUGAGGGACUGAGGGAGGGAACAGGUGUUACUUUCUGUUUCUACAUUUGAAAAAAAGUGUGCAGAAUCAGACCUCAUGGAUUGACUGGUAGGUGCAGAGACUCGUGCAUGACUUGUGUUUCAUCCUGCACACAGAUGUUUUCAUAAAGUGAAUUGGGGUCAAAGUGUGAAUGAGCUUCUCUUGACCCUCCUUGUACUGAGAGAAAACACCUUUAAUACAGUUGAAGAGAGCAUCAUGAAAGGUUUAAAUCUCAGCCGGGGGAUUCUGGUGCUUCUGCUGCUUUGGACCUUGUCAGUCGUUGCUGGUGCUGCUGGUGCUGUGAGCACAGAGCGAGGAGGAGCUGGAAGAAGCCAGAGGAGAGGAGGAGGAGGUGGUGGUGGCGGCAGCGGUGCAGAUAAGAGAAGGAGGUUUCACCGCAUCCAACAUGGCCAGUGCAGCUACACCUUCAUCCUGCCGGAGCUGGAUGGAUGCCAAAGCGGAGGAUCCGAGCAAUACGGCGGAUCUCGCGGCGGGGCGAGCAUCGUGCAGAGAGACUCGCCGCCAGUUGACGGUGAAUGGUCGGCUCAGAAACUGCAACACCUGGAGAGCACGAUGGAGAACAACACACAGUGGUUGAGAAAGCUGGAGAACGUGAUUCAGAAGAGAAUUAAGCCGGACAUCACUAACAUACCGCCGCAUGUCGUUCACAACCAAACGGCCGCCAUGUUGGAGAUCGGAACAAACCUCCUCACGCACACAGCGGAGCAGACGCGCAAACUCAACGUGGUCGAAGCAAAGGUGCUGAACCAAACAUCUCGAAUGGAGAUCCAGCUUCUGGAGAACUCUCUGUCGACCAACAAGCUGGAGAAGGAGCUGCUGCUGCAGACGUCUGAGAUCAGUCAGCUGCGAGCCAAGAACAGUCGUUUGGAGAGUAAAGUUCAGAAGCUGGAGUCUCAGCAGAAAGGAGAGCUGGAGGACAUGAGGGAGGAGAAGAACAGACUGCAGGCUGUCGUCAGGACUCAGAUGACGGCCAUCGAGGCUUUAGAGAGGCAGCUGAGAGUCGCCAGCAGCAACAACACGGCUCUGCAGAGGCAGCAGGUUCAGCUGAUGGAGUCUGUCCACACACUCAUUAACAUGGUGGCUACGACUACAGGGUCACCUCCCAGAACAAAGCUGUGGAGAGACUGUGCAGAUGCUUACCGGGCCGGUCACUCCGUCAGUGGUCUGUAUCACAUCUACAUCAGCAACAGGUCUGAACCUGUGCAGGUGUACUGUGACAUGGACACGGCUGGUGGAGGCUGGACAGUCUUCCAGCGGCGGUUUAACGGCAGCGUGGACUUCCAGAGAAGCUGGAGGGAAUACAAGAUGGGUUUCGGGGACGUGUUAGGAGAGCACUGGCUGGGUAAUGAAGCUCUGCACCUGAUGACCAGUCAGGGUCAGUACUCUCUGAGGGUGGAGCUGAACGAUUGGGAGGGAAACUCCGCCUACUCCCACUACGACCGGUUUACACUGGCCAAUGAGAGACAGCAGUACAGGUUGUAUCUGAGAGGUUACAGCGGCACAGCGGGGAAGCAGAGCAGCCUGAGCACCCAUGGGACCGGAUUCAGCACCCGAGAUCAGGACAACGACAACUGUGACCACUGCAAAUGUGCCCUGAUGCUCACUGGAGGUUGGUGGUUUGACGCUUGUGGUUUCUCCAACCUGAACGGUAUUUACUACACCAUCGGCCACAACAUCAGGAAGCUCAACGGCAUCAAGUGGCAUCACUUCAGGGGCCCCAGCUACUCCCUGCGCUCCACCUCCAUGAUGAUACGACCCUAUGACUUCUAACAACACCCCUCCACCUCCAUGAUGGUACAUCCCUCAAGCCUUAGGACCCUCCUGGAUCAUGAUGGUACAACCCUAUGGCAAAAUGCAGCUGUCCUGAUGAAGUGCAACACCCAAUGAGCUCUGGCACCACGAUGGUACGACCCGAAAAGGCUGCACCACGUAAAACCCUUCAACUUUAACUAUUUUAGUGGAUUUCUCCAGUUUUGACGUCAGAAACAAAACAAAGCUGUUUGACCAUCCGACAAGCGACAGCCUUUUAUGACUUUGAAGCACCUCUCGGAUUAAACAUGGUAUGAUCCACAGACUUCAAAGUGCCUCUGCAGUUAGUGGCCAUGAAGUUAAUCUCCAGUGGCAUGAGAACAUUCUUCCUUUGGUCUUUGUAUUGGGAAUCAAGAGCUAGUUCUUCUCCGACAUGUUGUGAUGAGUGCUUUCCCUGGAAAAUGUCUUUAAAUACACUUUCUGUUGGCAGAACAUCGCCGCAUUAAAUCCUCUGUCUGCCGUGUCGACACUUUAGGAGUGAAAAUCGCCAUGACCAGUUUAGGCAAAAAAACGCUUCAGGGUCAAGUGAUGUUACGUUUUGUGUCACCGUCAGCUUAUAGACAGUGAUAUCUGACAAUACGCCAACAGAGGAAGAGAUGAUACAGGUAAUGGCACCAGGCUGUAAACAUGAUUAUUUUUUCUGUGAAGGACAUUUGAACAUGGGGACUUAUGGAGACUGACUCGUUCUGCAGCCAGCCUAAAGUGGACAUUGAGGAACUGCAGUUUUUGGCACUUCCACAUUGACUUCACAGACACAGAGGUUGUGAAGUGAAUAAGAAGGUCAGCUCGAUUUAAAAUGCUCGAUACUUUUAAUUUAACUUCUUUGAAUGGUCGAACUUCUCAAGUUCAAACAUGUGGAUGAACAUUUUUACGUGUUUGAGGUGGAAGCAGUGUGACUCCCUUCUGAUCUCACAUCUGAGCGAUGUGAUGGAGAAGUUGAAGCCACACUGACGAUCGAUGAGCUACGAUGUUUUCUCCUUCAAACUCACAGACUGUUGAGAAACGCAAAGAUGACUGUGGCUUGAUGUGUGCCAAGUGGACCAACGACGGCUCAUGUUAAUGAAAGCAGACUUGUAUAUAAUAAAUGGAACCUGAUGAAACGACGUGCAGAUGGAGAAACUUUGGACGGUGAGCAGACUGAAUUUUUCUGAUCAAAAAGUAAUUACAUUACAUUAGUAUGCCAAAGUUUGGACACUUAAACAAACUGUAGCCUCCGCUCUGAAGCAAGGAAACAACUAAGGAAGAAAAUGACACAUAGAAAAGUCUCUGUCAGUCUUUGAUUAGUUGUUUCAUGUUGGACAAAGUCUGGACAUCGAACAAGAACAAAACAAAAGCAGAAAUCAAAGCAGUCCAGUUUCUGAGAGAGAAAUAUUUCUUUAAUUAUCACUGAUUCAAACAGCCUGAUGAUUUCUUUUCUGCUUGCUGGACUCGACGUCUCGUCUUGGCAAACACUCUCAUGGCUCUCAUACAGACAAUAAAUGAGUUACAGGACAUUUUAUAU
Molecule: messenger RNA, 4262 nt
Organism: Larimichthys crocea (large yellow croaker)
Lineage: Eukaryota; Metazoa; Chordata; Actinopteri; Sciaenidae
Gene: angpt4
Product: angiopoietin 4
Exons: 15
Coding region: 1148-2722 (524 amino acids)
Source: RefSeq, a predicted model, not a curated record